CCCUCAUACCUCCCUCCCUCCCGACCCACCAUGUCCUUCGCCGACGUCGAAACCGGCCUCGCCUCCGCGCGCUCCCUCUCUACGCCCUCCCACUCCCAGUCCAGCGAGGACGCCGAGUUCGCGCGGCUCCAGUCCGCGCUCAGCCUGCAGGUCUUCAAGAUCAACGCGAACGUGCAGGGCAUCUCCAAGCUCCUCGACCAGCUCGGCACCGGCCGGGAUAGCGCCGCGCUGCGGAAGAGCCUGCAUGAUUUGACGGAGACGACGCGCGCGAUGGCCAAGCGCGGGUCGGACGACCUCAAGGAGCUCGCGAAGCUCGGCGCGAAGCUGCCCCACCGCAAGACGCCCCUCCAGAAGACCUCGCACGACUUCCAGCUCUCCCUCGUCGCCUUCCAGCGCGCCCAGCAGCUCAGCGCCGAGCGCCAGCGCACGGUCGUCGAGGGCGUGAGGGUCCUCGCCGACGAGGAGCUCGGCGGCCCUUCGGAACCCUAUCAUGACCACGACCACGCACAACAACAGCAGCAGCAGCUCCUGCAGAGCACGCUCUCGCCCGCCGAGCUCGCGUACCAGGAGAGCCUGAUCGAGGAGAGGCAGGCGGAGAUACAGGAGAUCGAGACCAGUAUACACGAGCUCGCGGAGAUAUUCAAGGAUCUGGGGACGGUCGUGGGCGAGCAGGGGGCGAUGAUCGACAACAUCGAGUCGAACAUAUCCUCCAUCGCCGUCGACACCUCCGGCGCGGCCGAGGAGCUCACGACCGCGCACGCGUACCAGCGCAAGGCCGGCCGGCGCGCGCUGUGUUUGAUGCUCGUGAUUGUGGUGGUCGUUGCGGUGGUGCUGUUGGCUGUCUUGUCCUGAAGCUCGGUAUACCCCUCCUCGAGUGUCUCUAACCUUGUGUGUGCGUGCGUGCGUGUCCCGCGGACUGGUGGUGGCGACGGAUGGUCUGAUGCUUAUGUUGUCUCAUAUGUUUAUGGUAUAAUCACGCUUGCGUAGAUGCAGUGCUGUUUAAUGUUAUACUUAUAAUUUUGACCUGCCGGGCGGUUCGUUGGGUAUGCUUCAGCUCUCAGAUGGAGCUCAGGCUUGCAAUCUCAUUCGUGCUCAAGGGGAUUGAGACAGGUGGCAUUGAGUAGCGGCGAG
Gloeophyllum trabeum ATCC 11539 is the source of this 1131-nucleotide messenger RNA. RefSeq names its product t-SNARE. The transcript has 5 exons. Gene Ontology annotation, biological process: Golgi to vacuole transport; intracellular protein transport; vesicle fusion. Gene Ontology annotation, cellular component: membrane; endomembrane system; SNARE complex. Bases 31 to 852 code for a protein of 273 amino acids. NCBI's taxonomy places the organism in Eukaryota, Fungi, Basidiomycota, Agaricomycetes, Gloeophyllales, Gloeophyllaceae. The record is from RefSeq and is a predicted model, not a curated record. Gene Ontology annotation, molecular function: SNAP receptor activity; SNARE binding.